Pistacia vera is the source of this 477-nucleotide messenger RNA. RefSeq lists its product as uncharacterized. The transcript is spliced from 2 exons. The record is from RefSeq and is a predicted model, not a curated record. The coding region runs from base 1 to 477 and encodes 158 amino acids. NCBI's taxonomy places the organism in Eukaryota, Viridiplantae, Streptophyta, Magnoliopsida, Sapindales, Anacardiaceae.
AUGUUUUCACCAUUUGAAAUUGUUUUUGGCUUUAACCUAUUGUCACCUUUGGAUUUAACUUCUUUACCUUUGGGUGAACGUGUGAACUUAGAUGGCAAAAAGAAAGCAGAAUUUGUAAAGAUGAUUCAUGAAAAGGCACGGCUGAACAUUGAAAGGAGGACUAAACAAUAUGGUGACGGACCAUUUCAAGUAGUGGAACGCAUCAAUUAUAAUGCCUACAAGCUUGACUUACCAGGUGAGUAUGGUGUCAGUGCAAGCUUUAAUGUUGCUGAUUUGUCUCCUUUUGAUGUAGGUGAUUAUUUGAGGACAAAUCCUUCUCAAUGGGGGGAGAAUGAUGCAAACCAAGGAGCUGGACAUGUUAAUCAUACAAGUGGGAAUGGAGCUGAAUUUGCACAAGACCCUUUGUCACUUCCUAGUGGUCCAAUUACAAGACUUAGAGCCAAACGUUUCAAGGAAGCACUAAAUGGGCCAAUCUAA